Caenorhabditis briggsae is the source of this 207-nucleotide messenger RNA. Lineage: Eukaryota; Metazoa; Nematoda; Chromadorea; Rhabditida; Rhabditidae. The coding region runs from base 1 to 207 and encodes 68 amino acids. The record is from RefSeq and is a predicted model, not a curated record. The transcript has a single exon.
AUGCCACGUCGUCCGCCGUUGCUCCGUCUGGCGCCUGUGCCAGAGGACGAGGAGGACGACGAGGUGUUUCUGGAGACUGGAAUUGAUAAUGAUAAGCAGAGAUUUCUGCCUAGACGAGUUCAAAAGGAUAGGAAAUUUCAUUCUGGAGACGAUGUAGACAGUGAAGACGACGAUGUGGAGGAGCAAGAGAAUAAGGUAAAUAUUUAG